Molecule: messenger RNA, 5131 nt
Organism: Ctenopharyngodon idella (grass carp)
Lineage: Eukaryota; Metazoa; Chordata; Actinopteri; Cypriniformes; Xenocyprididae
Gene: agpat5
Product: 1-acylglycerol-3-phosphate O-acyltransferase 5 (lysophosphatidic acid acyltransferase, epsilon)
Exons: 8
Coding region: 614-1708 (364 amino acids)
Cellular component (GO): mitochondrion; endomembrane system
Molecular function (GO): acyltransferase activity
Source: RefSeq, a predicted model, not a curated record
CAUGUGGCAGAUAACAAUCAUGUAAUAUGGAGGCUGGAAGGCGUGUAUGACUUUUGGGAACGAGCAAUGUGGCUGGGUGUAUUUGUAAGACAUUGCGUUUGUUUUUAUGUUGUUAUGGUAUAAAAGAAGUUGUAAAAGUGUUCUCCAUGCUUAGAUCACCUUAGGUUUUCUGUCACUGGCAUGUCCUCUGGAGGGUUUAGCAAAUAAAGAAUCGCAUAUACUUCUAGUCUCUUUUUAGAGAAGUGCUAAGGGAAAGUCAGAGUGUAGUUUGAGCAAAGUGUAGAAGCACAGUUUUUGUGUAUUUAAUCUGAAUGUCUUUAUGAAUUGUGCCUUAUAAGACCAGAAUCACACUUAAGGAAGUGUUUUGUAUUAAAAAGGAUGCGAUGCUUAAACCUGGAGGAAGUUUCCAGAAGACGUGAAAUUUGGCAUCAACUUUUUUUUCUUUCUCCUUGAUCGAAAUUAUUAGCACAGUUGUUUCUUGGUUAUUGAUUGAAACCGACUGGUUUGGGCUAAAAGAUCAAUGCAUGUUGGGCAGGGUCAUGUACUGAGUUAGUUUGAGUUUUAGCGGUGUAGAGAUUAGAUUCGCUUAAGUCAUUUGGGUUUUCCAGCCAAAAUGCUGCUGUCCCUAGUCGUGCACACAUACUCGUUGCGGUACUGGCUUCCAGCGGCGGUGAUGCUGGGCACCGCUCCGGCUUACCUGCUGUCCUGGAGCGUCUGGCGUCUGCUGUCCACUGUGCUGCCGACAAGACUUUAUCACACUGUGGAUGACCGUGUAUAUUCAUUGUAUCAGAGUAUGGUCCUGUUCUUCUUUGAAAAUUACACGGGCGUAGAGGUUGUCAUUUAUGGGGAUAUACCAAAGAAGGAGAAUGUGGUUUAUCUGUCAAACCAUCAAUCCACAGCUGAUUGGAUUAUUGCUGACAUGUUAGCCAUUCGACAAAAUGCACUUGGACACGUACGAUAUGUCCUGAAAGAUGGUCUGAAGUGGCUUCCUUUGUAUGGAUGGUAUUUCUCACAGCAUGGAGGUGUGUAUGUGAAGAGAAGUGCCAAUUUUGAUGAGAAAGCCAUGAAAAAGAAACUAUCAUCUCAAAGCGAACUGGGCACGCCUAUGUAUCUUGUCAUUUUCCCAGAGGGAACCCGCUACAACCCUGAGCUCAAGAAAGUUAUCGAUGACAGUCAAGCUUUUGCUGCUAAAGAAGGACUUACUGUGCUGAAGCACAUUUUAACACCAAGAAUGAAAGCAUCACACGUUGCCAUUGAGACUAUGAAGGAACACCUGGAUGCAGUCUAUGACAUAACUGUAGCAUAUGAGGGAACUCUCACAGCAGACGGCCAGAGACAUCCAGCUCCUACAAUGCCAGAGUUCCUGUGCAAGGAGUGCCCCAGGGUGCACAUCCACUUCAACCGUGUGGACAUAAGGGAAAUUCCUGCAGAGCCCAUCUUCUUUCGCAGGUGGCUACAUGAAAGAUUUGAAAUCAAAGACAAGCUUCUGACCGCUUUCUACGAAUCUGAAGACCCUGAAAAAAAGAGCAGGUUCCCAGGAGAAGGACGAAAGUCACAUCUUAGUCUUACAAAGACAUUUCCUUCUCUGCUGAUUUUGGGUGGCCUCACUUUACCAAUGCUGUUAACAGAGUCAGGUAGAAAACUCUAUCUCAAUACCUGGCUGUAUGGGACUCUGAUUGGAUGGGUGUGGGUAAAUGUAAGUCCAUAAGCUAGCCAUACAUUUAAAAAAAAAAAAAAAAAAAAAUCCAUCCUAACUGCCUAUAUAAACAAAGAGACACUUUUAGGUUUCAUCGUUGGACAAUAUUCUUUGUUUCUCAGCAUAGGUUUUUUUUUUUCUUUCUCUCUCUCUUCUUCUCAGUGCACCAGUAACCCAAGAGGCUUAUUUACUGUUGACCAUUUAUUUUUUUUUACACUCCUAACUUUCAGAAGUUAAACUGUAACACUAUCUACACUGCAAAAAAGUAAUGAGAUGCACAAAAACUAAAACAUUCCAGUUGUCAACAUAAUAUGCUUGCAGCACUGUAGACAGAUGUUUAAAUUUAAAAUGAGAAUGUUUUAGUUUUGUUGCAUCGUAUCAUUCACUUGCAAUGUAGACCCAGUGUGUCAGUGUUUCCAUUCCAUCUGAGCUUAACUGUAAUCUGAAAUGCACACAUAGAUAACACGUAACAGAGACAACAUUUUAUAUUAAGGUUGGAUAUACCUAUAGCAGUCUUGAAAGUUUUGUCAUGAAACUUUUUUUUUUUUCCAUUUGGGUGGUUCUGAAUAUUAUAAAUGGUUUCUAAUGACUGUUUUUCACCUUUCUUGAUGUCCUUGAGAACUUUUGGAGUUUUAUUGUUUUGUGCUGUUUUUUUUUUUUUUUUUUGUGGUUAUGCAUUGGGUUUUGGUUGUGUGUUUCACAUCAGUUAUCUUUUUAAGAUGCUAAGAUCUAAAAAGUUUGGCUUUUUAUUGUAAUCGUUUGCACUAUUGCUAAAUAUUUUACAGAUAUAGUUGCCAAACUUGCUGGUUGCAGGGGUAUUAAAUAUAGUUAAGUCAAAUAUGAAAAUUCUGUUUCAACUUCAUUAUUCAACCUCAUGUUGUUCCAAACAUGUGUUACUUUCUUUCUUUGAAGAACCUCCACAUAUCCAUUUUCAAUGUUUUUCCAUAAUUUAAUCAAGAGCAAUAAUUUGGUCCAAAUGAUAACGAGAAAUCUGAGACAUUUUUAAAAAAGUGUCACAGUUCAGUGGUUGAUUUUAAUAUACAAAUCCAACAAUUAUAUGACUGACCUCACCUUUGCAAAUGCCUUCAAAUUGCAUUUUUUUAAAGCUGCUUGCUUUUAUUAGUAGUUGCAUAUUUAAGUGAAAUACAAUUGAUUUCUUUUACUAUUUUACAAUACCUAAAAGAAAAGAAAAAUGUGCUGCUGAAGAUUUUAGCUUUAAAAGACCAUAGGCAUUGCCAGAGCUUUAACAGGACUUCCAUCUUCUGGAAGCUUUUUAGGCCCUUUAGAUCUAAAGAUCUAAAAAUGUAGGCUCCCACAUUAAAAAGAUUUAUUGACUUGCAGCUGAUUGCACUUACCCAUAGUUCAUAAUGUGAUUGUCAUUGAAGUACAUGAUCUACAAAUAUUUUAAUGGGAAAUGCAUUUGAAUGUUUGCAGAGUAUGGUAAUCUUAAAUUAAAAUUUGUCAAUAGCAUAAAUGCCUUCAGUAUAAAUUUAUGAUCCUAAUCUUUAACCCUUAUAAUUUAACCCUAAGUAUCAAGCACUUGCUGACAAAAUCACUGAUCACAGCUGGGUUUCCACAAUCAUAAAACUGUAGUUUGCAACAGUUACAUGUAAGCUACAUAUACUUUAAAGUAGUUAAAGUAGAGUCAAACAACUCUUCCAGAUCUUAGUGUAUAAAUGUAUAACAGGUAUUUAGAUUUAAUCAGAACCAUAUUUUUCAAUAUCUCAAUUUGGGUGAGCCUUUGCCAAAACUAAUGAUUGUCUUAAGGUGCUUUAUAUAAUUUCUUUUAAUUUAGAUACAGAUUAGUUAAUUCAUGUUUACAGUCAAGGGUUAAUUCCUUUCAUAAUUCUUGUCUUUGCUUUUCUGCCAUUUUCCAAAAGUAUGCACCAUUAUCUAUAGAUGUAUCCAAUGUGGUGUUUUUACAUUAGAAAUUCUGUCUCUACCUCUUCAUGUUAAUCAACUUGUAAGCAGUGUUGUUCUAGUCCUUGUCGUGUUGACCCUGUUGUGCUGGGAAUUUUGAUUUGUUGUCCAUAUUUGUGUGUGUUUUUCAGAUUGGUUUUAGAUAUGUUUGAAAUUGAAAACAUGCUGACUGAUAGUCAAAAGUCAUGUUUGGGCUUUCUUCCCAUUAGUUUAAGUCAAUAAAUGGCUCCAGGCCCCAACCCCCUCCCCUCCCCCAACAGGACUGAAAAAUGCACUAGGGUCUUUAAUAAACUUACUUGAAAUGAUUAUUUUUUCCAGUUAAGGCAAAGCCAACCCUGUAGCUGGUUCAAAAGAUUCAUUUUGUUGUCAAUCACAAUGCCAAUAGCUUGUUUGCAGUCACGUGAUUCUGAUAACUCGCAAAAUUCAGAUGGAGGGCAGGAAGUGAAAAGCAGAAUGGGCGAGAUGGAAGAAAGUCCUCAAUGUACUGGUUUAUUAAAAGAGAGGUAUAAACAGAAAAAUCACAACAUAUGAUGGACGUGAUCAUUACGUUAUAAAGAAGACCGAUUUUUCCAAUGAAUUGGAAUAUUUGCCUGUCAUCGAGACAGUAAACAACUUCUCCUGUGCCCGGUUGCAUAAAGCAAGUUUUUUCCCUUGUAUGAGACUUUAGGCAUGAUUUCCCCUUACCUUUGGGAAUGGCAUGAGGGCUUUGCAUAUGAAGUCUAGUGAAUCCCUUAAACCGCAAAGUGUUUCACGACAGCGACCCAGGUUUUGCCGUUAUAAAAUUAUAUUGUUGCCAUGGAUAUGUUGUUUGUUAAUACAGAUAGAGUGUGCUACGUAUAUAAUUUGAUCACUGUUUGUGAAUAAACGAUUAAAUUAAAAUGUCUCCUUAGAAGAUUUGGAUUGAACCUGCUCGCUAAUGGUGAAGUUUUUCACCCCGUGACGUCAUGUGCAAACAACCUAUUGCCUUCAUGAUGCUGGAACAAAUAUUGGAACAAAAACCCAUAAACCUAACUUUAAACUUAAUGUAGUGUUGUUAGUGAAUCCUCAUAGAUUGCAGUACUGUUUGUUGCAGGAAUCCAUCCAUGAUUUUUGUGAAGUAAGAACUUUUCUGGACUGGUGACUGUGAUUGUGCAGUGAAAUUGGCUGAGGGGUGGAGUUUGCACUUAACUGCCUUGAGAAGAAAAACAAUGCUGCUUGACAUCACUGUAUUACAGAUAACAUGUCAGAGGAACAUAUUUUGGUAGAAGGGGAAUCCUUUGAGACAGGUUUUUACUACAAUCUCACUUGUAUUGUGUACUAUGGGUUGUCUAACAAGGUUUGGUGAUUUAAAGUAUUUAAAAUGCAACAAACUUGCUUAAAUUGGUGCUGCAUUGAUCCUUGUCUUUUAAAUAUUUGUUCAUGCAGUAUUGAAAUAUUAAUUGAAGCCCAUCACAGAAUUCACUGUCUAUAGAUAUUCAUGCUCAUUCAUUGUCUGUACUACUCAUUUACAAUAAAGUUGCUUUUUUUUUUUUCAAA